Molecule: messenger RNA, 1599 nt
Organism: Diaporthe amygdali
Lineage: Eukaryota; Fungi; Ascomycota; Sordariomycetes; Diaporthales; Diaporthaceae
Product: d-arabinono-lactone oxidase
Exons: 1
Coding region: 1-1599 (532 amino acids)
Cellular component (GO): mitochondrion; membrane
Molecular function (GO): D-arabinono-1,4-lactone oxidase activity; FAD binding
Source: RefSeq, a predicted model, not a curated record
AUGGACCUCUCAAGCCUCGACCAGCGGGUGCGAGACACCAUCCAGAAGCACUCGUCCGACAAUAUCCCUUUCCGCGCCACCACUAGCCACGCUCACAAGACCUGGGCUCGCACCUUCACCAGCAAGCCAGAGCUGUAUAUCCGCCCGCAGUCCGUCCAGGAGGUCCAGAAGGCCGUCAAUCUCGCCCGUCAGUGCAGACGGCGCAUUACUACCACAGGCGCAGGCCACUCGCCCUCCGACCUGACAUGCACGUCGUCGUGGCUCGUCAACCUCGACGACCUGCGUGAUAUCAUCCAUCAUGACACCGACACAAACAUCGUCCACUUCCAGGCCGGCAUCCGCUUGUGGCAGCUCGGCGAGGAGCUCGACCGCAUGGGCCUUGCCAUGCCCAACCUGGGCAGCAUCAACGAGCAGUCCGCCGCCGGCGUCAUUUCUACCGGCACUCACGGCUCAUCCCUGCGCUACGCGCUCAUCAGCCAGUCUAUCGUGGAGCUCAUGAUCGUCACUGCCGACGGCCAGGCCCGCACGUGCAGCCGCACCAAGGACAACGAGCUUUUUCGCGCCGCGCUGCUGUCGCUCGGCGCCCUGGGUAUUAUCGUCGAGAUCAAGUUCCAGACCUCCCCGGCCUACUCGCUCAAGUGGACCCAGACCAUCGACUCCGACGCCGUCAUGUUCCGCGACUGGGCCUCCACCCUCUGGGACCGCGGCCACUUCGUCCGCGUCUGGUGGUUCCCCUAUACCCGCCGCUCUGUGGUCUGGACCGCCAAUGUGACCACUGAGCCGCAUCGCGACCCGCCGCGCAACGGCUACGACGGCACCCUGGGCUACCUGGUGUACCACAACCUCCUGUGGCUGGCCCAUUACGUGCCGCGCAUCCUGCCGUGGGUUGAGUGGUUCGUCUUCGGCUUGCAGUACGGCUUCCCCAACGAGAGCACCACCUCCGCCAUCCAGCCGCAGCGCAAGGCCCUGCUCAUGAACUGCCUGUACAGCCAGUACGUCAACGAGUGGGCUAUCCCACUGAGCAAGGGGCCCGAGGCCAUCAGGAGGCUGUCGUGCUGGCUCAACAACCUGCAGCCGGGCGACCGCGACUACUGUGAGCACCGCAUCCCCUUCAGCAGCCGUGGCCUGUGGGUGCACGCGCCCCUCGAGGUACGUGUGACCGACACGUCGCGCUUCCUGGCCAACACGGACGGCAGCGGCGUCGAGCAGCGGCCGUACCUGGACCCCACGUGCAAGGACGGGCCGACUUUGUACCUCAACGCGACCUUGUACAGGCCCUAUGACUUGGACCCGCCGUCGCUGGAGCGCUACUACGAGGCGUUCGAGUGGCUGAUGCGGGACCUCGGCGGGAAGCCGCACUGGGCCAAGAACAUUUCCAAUGUCAACGUCAAGGACAUCGAGAACAUGUAUGGCGAGGACCUCGAGGCAUGGAGGGCGGUUAGGGAUAAGGUGGACCCCAGGGGCUUGUUCGUUGGCAGUUGGCACCGACGGUAUGUGCUUGGCGGCGAUAGCCCGCUGCCGUUGGAGGAGAGGGAGGAGAACAAAGUGUUGACAAAAGGAAAGGGGUGGUUCUGGCAGGGAAAGAUGGCGGAGAACUGA